CAAACAUCCUAAUAAUAACAACAACAAUAAAACAAGGACUUCCUACUAAUAACAAUAAUUACGUUGCCCAUUUCCCCGAUCCACAGAUCUCCCAGGGACCGCGACCUUCACUUCCCCUUCCGGAAUUGACCUAGGUUCGCGCAGCCAUGUUGACCCGGAGGGCAGUCGUCAUCGAGAAGCCCUUCCAAGACCGACGGUAUAAUGACCACAGGCGAAAGGUCCAGAGAGCCCUCCCGCGGAUAGAUGCAGGUCCUCCUCGAGAGUACCCGCACCUGAUCCUCAAGCUGAAGAAGCUCCGACUCGAGAAGGACCGCCAAGGAAAGAUCUGUGAGGACAACAUCAAGCUGGUUCACCGCAUGGCCAUCAUCAUGAGGACCAAAAGGCUCGACAACAUCAACACAGCACCGAGAGGGCCCUUCGAGCCUCGCAGCGCCAGGCCGCGCCGCCCGCCGCCCUCCAGGAGCAGCGACGAGGCCGACGGAGGCUGGAGUCCCGGCAAGUCCUUCCUGGAGCAGGUCACGGCCGAGGUCAACAAGUACUUCAAGCCUCCUCCGCCCGGCGAGGUGGUGCAGCACCGAGCACCUGCCGGGCGCUGCCGCGUGCCCCGCAUCGGGCCUCCGCCUGCGUCGCGGAGCCCCGCCCUCCGACGCAGCCCUCGUGUGCCAAUCAUCAAACUGCCUAUUUCAAGUCCUCGGAACCGUCGAAGUCCAUCCCCCUCGCCGUCCAGCAGGUCGUCGGCCAGCUGUCGCCGCGGCAGGGAGACCACGAGGCUGUCCCCGCUGCCGAGGCUCAGCCGACGCCCCAGCAUCAGUGCCUCGCUCCCCUCUCCCGGCGAGGACUCGAGCUCCGCCGCCGACGAGGACGACCUCGAGGAGGACACGGAGGGAAGCGAAGACAAGGAGAAAUCCGGAGGAGAGAGCGCUGAGGAAGAAACCGAGAGAAGUAGCGACGACGGCCAAGGGAGUAGGAGUCAGUCGGAGUCCGCUGGGGAGUCCGGAGAGGCCGACAGCGACCACCACGUGUCCUCCAUCCUUCUGCAGCAGCACCCGAGUAUCACUAUAGACGAGCCGAGCGACGACGAUUUCUACAACUGAACCUCGAGCUCAAAACAAGCAGACGCAUUUACAUUAUUAUUUUUUCAAACAGGUUUAUAUCAGCAUUUACCUUUGCUUUCAUAAAUGCCUUCUCUUUAGCCGGGUUACGGAUGAAAUUAUCACUAUACUUAUAUGUGGAACUAUUUGAUAACAUGUUUUGGUAGCAUCAGGUGAUAAUUAUUUUCCUUUCUACGAAUUAAUUAGGCCCAUGAGAGGCGAAGGAAAGUUUUUUAUAAAGAUAUAUUACCAAGCUUCAUACUUUUUUUAAAUUAUACUUUGUCAUCAUAACACAAGAUUGUCUCAAUUAUAAGAAAUAUCAACCUAUACACCAUGCUAUUCCCUGACAAAGGUGUUCACACGAAUGGAAAAAACGAUAGCUUCCUAAUAUGUUGCAUAAUAAGUUUCUAUGUAUCAUUUCAGUAUGAAAACUUUGCUGGUUUAGGAAAUGCUCACAGUGGUAAAAAUUAUUGUUUUGCAAUCGAGUAUUGUGGCAUAAUUACUGACGAAAUGUUGAUAAAUAAAAGUGUAAUUAACAGAAGAGAAACAUGGCUAUUUCACUUUGGGUCCAAAAUCGAGUAUAAAUCAUGCUUAUAACUUACCGGCUCAAAUCGCCAUCAGGCAAAAGUUAAGUGGUGAGCAAAUGUACUGUAAAAUCCCUACGAACAAUAUUAUCUGGGAAAAUAUUUUCGUUUACUUUAUAGUCAAAUGUUCUUAGUUAAUUGGAAACAAUGAAAUGCCUCGGAUACAACACAACUUAACAGAAAAUGAAUUAAUGCAAAACUUCACUAGGAUGGAACGAAAAUCCAUACCAUACAGGAAAGUACCUUACAGUUUCGAUUAUUAAUCAACCCACAUCUGUAACCACCAAAUACUUAAAUUGUAGUACAAAUAUCCCUGUCUUGUAAUACCUUUAUAGAAGCAUACACAAGUUCCACAACAA
Messenger RNA from Penaeus chinensis, 2034 nucleotides. Its product is annotated as peptidyl-prolyl cis-trans isomerase CYP95-like. Lineage: Eukaryota; Metazoa; Arthropoda; Malacostraca; Decapoda; Penaeidae. The coding region runs from base 147 to 1094 and encodes 315 amino acids. The transcript has 5 exons. The record is from RefSeq and is a predicted model, not a curated record.